AUGUCCGCUACACAAAGCCCGGCAUUCGCUAUCAGCCAACCAACCAAACUCACCCACCUACUCACUAGCCAACACACUGCUCACCCACCUCUUCUCUUUCUCCAUCUCCCAUCCAACAGGCACUCAGUCCCAGCCACGACCCAGGCAAAAUCCAACGAACCAAUCCAACCCGCAAUCACUCACUGGCGGCCCAACAAGAACACUCUCCAGCACCCUACAUUGCGCCAUCUGUCCCAUCUGCAACCCCCGUCCCUGCAUCCUCCCAGUUUCCCGCAAGAAGACGUCACCGUACAUGACUGGCUUGGCUCCAAAGCAAGAUUCCAUGCAGUAGUCCUGACCUAA
Molecule: messenger RNA, 342 nt
Organism: Bipolaris maydis ATCC 48331
Lineage: Eukaryota; Fungi; Ascomycota; Dothideomycetes; Pleosporales; Pleosporaceae
Source: RefSeq, a predicted model, not a curated record